UGGCAACUCGGUAUAUGCUUCCUUUUGCCUUUUCCCUUUAUUUGUUUUGUGUAAUGCUUCUUGUGGGGCUUAUUUGCCCACGUUCUUCACAACACGUUGGGCAACUCAAUUUACUAGAUUCAAACACACAUGCUACAUGCAUACGCACACACAAACAUUACGCACACCGUUCGAAUGAAAUUGGCCACAUAAAGUGGAAAUCGAAUAAAAUUGUGAAAAUCUGCAAAGCACAAGGAAUGCCAACGAAUGUAACAAACGCAGAAACAUAAAUAAUAUAAAAGAAGUGAACAAGUGACGUUAAAAAGAAGAAACAAAAAUAAUUCAUAACAGUUUGCCUAUGCAUUCGAGUUGCAAAUUUGUAAUUGGAUCAAAAGAAAUGAAACAAUGCAAAUGCAUCCUGUGUGAGACAGCGGGCUAAGCGAAAACAAGAGUAUAAAUAAUCUGCCACAACAAAAACCAGCACAACAACAACUACAACAAAGCACUUCAAAUCAUGAAUGGAAAAAAUAAAUAAACAAACAAAAAAACAUUAAUAAUCGCUCGCAUUGUGCGUUAUUUCUUAAUUACUUAACAAAGUGAAAUUGGUUGAGCCGAAACCUGACGUCGGAGGAGGAGGUGGUGCUGGUGGUGGAACAAAGGCAUUUGUCAACAACAGCACCUCACAACACGGUCACAAAAGAGUGCCGACAGACGGACAUAGCGCAGCAAGAACGAGACGACAAAAUGCCUUGCGACAAUGCAACAAAGAACUCUUCGGAUAUCGAACAUGCCGAUUGGUGUACUGGCGCUAGUCAAUCUUACAAUGUUAGAUUUGGUUCGGCCAGCAGCCAAGCGUCACAGAGCAGCGGUGACAUCUGUCGCAUUUGCCAUUGUGAGAGUGAUCCCCAGAAUCCACUAUUAACACCAUGCUAUUGCUCCGGCAGUCUAAAGUAUGUACAUCAGGCCUGUCUGCAACAGUGGCUGACUGCUUCCGAAACGAAUUCCUGCGAAUUAUGCAAAUUUCCCUUUAUAAUGCACACAAAAAUCAAGCCAUUCAAUGAGUGGCGCAGCCUUGACAUUUCUGGCAUUGAACGAAGACGAUUGUGUUGCUCGGUGUUGUUUCAUUGUGCUGCGGCUCUAUGUGUUAUUUGGUCGCUUUGUGUACUUAUCGAACGUGCUGCAGAGGAUGUACAACAUGGCCAUAUAGAAUGGCCCUUUUGGACAAAACUGGCGGUGGUAGCAGUGGGUCUUACGGGUGGCAUCGUCUUCAUGUACAUCCAAUGCAAGGCCUAUUUGCAUUUGUGUCACCGAUGGAAGGCCAGAAAUAGGAUAUUGCUUAUACAAAAUGCUCCCGAAAAGGUUCAUCCGACUUCUCCUCCAUCGCCAACUGCUGCACAGCAACGCAAUCGUAAUAGUAGUUCAUGCAAUCAAGCACACAUCGUGAAUUCCUCAAGUGUCAACAUAAACAUAGAUGUGAAUGUGGCAAACCCGAGGCCGACGUCGAGUUAUAACUACGCCUCGGCUGUGGAGGUGAAUGAGGUAGAGGAUACUGCCGAUGGCAGUGAUAGAAUGCCAACGUCUCCACAUCAUAUGCUGCAACAUGCUGAUCUCGAUGUUGACUCCAUGGUAUCACAAACGUCUGCCGGUUUACCGAGUCGUCUACUGGGUAAACAUCAUCAUGCACAUCAUCACCAUCAUCAUAACCACAAUGUAGCCCAACAGCAAUAUCCCCAAAGCCAUCCAAGUCAUUCGCAUUUGGGGCAAGUCGCUGUAGCCGCAAACAUCGAGUGUACUCAAUCACAACAUAAUUACGAUCGAGAUUUUGCUUUGGAUGAUGUUGUCUCACAGAUCUCUUCAUUUCGUCCGUGUCCCCAAGGAUCGGGCAGUAUGACGCCGUUCCAUGACUCUAUACACAAUGUACUGGAACACUCGGAAGACUCCAGUCGAAUAUCCGUAAACGACUUAUGUGUAGGUUCACGCCAGGAUCUCAGCACUGAUGGCCUUUCAACCGAUACUGGACGCGAACAUGCACUGCAGUUGAGUAGUUUUAGCGGCAGUGGAGACCAUAAGGCUCCUUCGAUUAGCUCCGGAGUUUCACAUGCGGUGGCCAACGGUUUGGGGGGUUUCGUUUAUAAACCCCACACCAAACGCUAUUCAAACUCCUCUAUAUUCCUAGAAAAUCGUGAUAUACUAAAUGACUCGGUAGACUUAGAUCUGGACAAUGGUCAUUACCUGAAACAUGACUACGGCCGUAAUUGCAACAUUUUGACACCACCCGACGCUGAUGGUGAUGACAAAUUGGAAAAGUACUUGGGUAAGGACCUCAGACGGUAUUCUGAUACAAAACUGCUGGGCAGUGUAGACGUCGAAGCAUCGGAUCCAAUGUUAGAAUGCCACACACCGCAUCAAUUCGAGGCCACUACGCAAAGGCAAAGAACACUGGCAAACAAAAGGCCGUUGAUCAAGCAGCAUUCAGAAUCGGCCGCCGCUACCGUACUCGAUAUGGAGCUGCCUCAUUCGCCCCUUUCUCCGCCCGAUAUACAUGACAGCCAGCCCCAUCGUCACAUGGUGCGCCGAUCAAUGCACACGGUCGAUAUAAUGGACCACAUACCGCCUUCGUCGCAACAUCCAAUGACAGGUGGCGUCGUUGCGAUUGGCUCCUCGGCUACCACCAACAGCCAGGCCGCCAUCACAAAUCAGCAGAUCGACAAAGGACGGCAGUUCUUCAAAUCGUUGCCAAAUCUUAGCAGCAGUUGCGAAAGUCUAAUUAAGAAAUAAAAAUAUGUGAAUGCGAGUAUGAAAUGCAAUUUCAAUUUAUAUCCCCCUAAUUUUAAAGCGAUUUUACACAAGUCACGUAAUAAUAAUUUAAUUACUGCGCAAGCAAAAACUUAAUCUUAGAAACAAAUGUAAAAAGCACACAAACAACGGAAAGAAGAUGAAGAAGUCCUUAUGUAACGGUAAUUAGUCAUAUUGUUUUAUUUCUUUCGUUCGCCUCUUGCUCAAUGAAAGAAAAUGCAAUUGCGUCCAUUUUUGACGUUUAUCGUCGUUUUAACCAUUUUUAAACUUCUAGGCAUCAAAAAGUGUUUACUUUCUACAAUAUUAUGUAAAAAAAAAAAAACAAAAACAAAAAUAUAUUCGGGUGUGUUCUGUGUUGCACCUCACUUUCA
This is a messenger RNA of Stomoxys calcitrans (stable fly), 3146 nucleotides long. RefSeq lists its product as uncharacterized. Gene Ontology annotation, molecular function: ubiquitin protein ligase activity; zinc ion binding; MHC protein binding. Gene Ontology annotation, cellular component: cytoplasm; late endosome membrane; early endosome membrane. The transcript is spliced from 7 exons. Bases 724 to 2757 code for a protein of 677 amino acids. The record is from RefSeq and is a predicted model, not a curated record. Gene Ontology annotation, biological process: protein polyubiquitination; antigen processing and presentation of peptide antigen via MHC class II; immune response. NCBI's taxonomy places the organism in Eukaryota, Metazoa, Arthropoda, Insecta, Diptera, Muscidae.